Manis javanica (Malayan pangolin) is the source of this 814-nucleotide messenger RNA. The record is from RefSeq and is a predicted model, not a curated record. NCBI's taxonomy places the organism in Eukaryota, Metazoa, Chordata, Mammalia, Pholidota, Manidae.
CUGGCCUGCUGCCCUCAGAGCUCUGAUGUCGAGACUGGUAGCAGUGACACUCUGCCUGCUGCCCCUCGCCCUCCAGCUCCCGCCCCUUGAGAGUGCCGCUGGGCAGGGCCUCAGUGAGGACAGGGCUGUUUGGGAUGGAGGAGGGCGUGUUACUCAAGAGGAUGCCUGGGGCCCCGAGUACCGGGAGCUAUGGCAGAACUAUACAACAGAUAAAAGCACAGAACAAUUAUCUUCAUCUGAAAGAAAUGCCACUGUGAAACUUUUCAAGAACUCCAGUCCAGGAACAACCAAGACACACAGCACUGUGACAACUUCUCCAAAGCAGAGCACAAACACCUCAGCAUCCACACAGAGAACCAGCACGAUCACAUCUUCCAAAGGGGACAGUUCAACAACAUCACCACCCACCGAGAGCACCAGCACAGUGUCACCUUCCACAGGGGACAGUGCAACAACAUCACCACCCACCGAGAGCACCAGCACAGUGUCACCUUCCACAGGGGACAGUGCAACAACAUCACCACCCACCGAGAGCACCAGCACAGCUAGCACAUCUUCAGCCACCUACAGUGAUUUCACCCGCUCCGUGACAACUUCUACAGAAACUUCUGCAGAGUCGACCUCUCUGAGUGUCACCACCACACCUGUGUCCACCCUGAGUCCCAGCACGCAGAGCACUGCCUCCCAAACAGCACCCCCUGUCUCCACCAGCAAGACUACGUCCACACAGAGCACCCCCACCUCAACUUCCAGUGCCUCACCAUCUACACCAACCCUGAAAGAAAGCACACUGAAUAGAGCCCAGACCAGGUAA